This is a messenger RNA of Rotaria socialis, 1509 nucleotides long. NCBI's taxonomy places the organism in Eukaryota, Metazoa, Rotifera, Eurotatoria, Philodinida, Philodinidae. The record is from the annotation of a GenBank genome assembly.
AUGCAUCAAUACAGCUCAUCUAUUGCUAUUUUGAAUAUUAUGGCUAUACUAUUGUUGAGUAUCAUUCCAAGUCAAUCGACUCCAUUGGAUGAUUACGUUCAUGCUGAAGAUCCUCAUUUUGGUUGGAGCCUUAUACAAACGUAUGAUGAAGCAGAUUACAAACUAUAUAUUCUUAAUUUUACAUCACAAAAAUGGUACGAUGAAUCAUUUUCAAGUCGACCUAUUUGGUGGCAUUAUCUAUGUGUUAUUGUACCACAUAAAUUAACGCGACCCAAUACUGCUUUCAUGCUUAUUGAUCAAGGAAGCAAUACGGACCGCAUUCCACAACCACAAGAUGACUUUGUCGCUUUGACAUCGAUGGUUGCAGUUGGCACAGGAAGUAUUGCCGUUGAUCUUCAAGAUAUUCCAAAUGCACCAAUCCGCUUUCCAGCUGAUCCAACUAAUCGAAGUCGUCAUGAAGAUUCGUUGAUUGCUUGGACUUGGAAAACAUUUAUUGAUAAUUCAUCAAAUCUUUAUGCUCCUGUAAAUAUUCCAAUGACAAAAGCAUCAUACCGUGCAAUGGAUGCUGUUCAACAGUUUACAGAUAAUCAAAAUAUUACUACACCGAAAACAUUUAUUAUUGCAGGUGCCUCAAAGCGUGGAUGGGCAACUUGGCUAACAGCUGCUGUCGAUAAUGAACGUGUCAUUGCUGCUAUACCUAUUGUCAUGGAUAUUCUGAAUUUUCAAACUAACUUGCAUCAUCAUUAUAGGUCAUUGGUUGGUUGGACUUUUGCUUUCAAUGAUUAUUUUCACCUGAACAUCACCCAAUAUGUUGAUUCAGAAAUUUUGACUCAAAUGGCAGAAUCUAUUGAUCCAUAUUACUAUUUCGAUCGAUACGCAAAAAUGAAAAUCUUACAAAUACAAUCGACUGGCGACGAGUUCUUUCUUCUCGAUAAUGAAGCGGCUUUCUGGAAUAAACUUCAAAUUGCAACAGGUGGAACAUAUCUUCGUCGAAUACCUAAUGCUGAGCAUACAUGCAUUGGGCAUAUAAUAAGUUUAUUUUUUACGAUGCGAAGUUUUUAUUUGAGUGUAUACGAUAACCGGCCAUUACCUCAACUUCAAUGGAUAAAAUCAUCGAAUAAUACACAUGGAUAUAUUCGUGCAACGGUCGAUUUUAGCACUGGACCUAAACCCAUCAGUGCUCUUGGUUAUCGUGCUCGCACGUUAAACAAUAAACGACGUGACUUUCGUCUUCUCAUUGCUAAUCCAGAUGAUCCAACUAAAUCAAUGGCAAAUCCAGUGUUUUGGUUCACAACGGAUCUUGUCAUUGAGGCAGAAACAAGCACAACAAUCGUCUAUUCAUUAACAAUAGAAAAUCCGGUAGAUGGUUGGGAAGGUUUUCUCAUUCAAGUGAAUUUUCCUGGUCCUGACGGUACUGCAUUGGAAUUGACGACUGAAACACAAAUUAUACCCGACACUUAUCCAACAACUGAUUGUCACGAUACGCAAUGUUGGGGAACACUUGUCUAG